Messenger RNA from Electrophorus electricus (electric eel), 1079 nucleotides. RefSeq names its product selenoprotein U1b (gene selenou1b). Gene Ontology annotation, molecular function: antioxidant activity. The record is from RefSeq and is a predicted model, not a curated record. Lineage: Eukaryota; Metazoa; Chordata; Actinopteri; Gymnotiformes; Gymnotidae.
AAAGGUCUCACCGGUGUAACCGUGGGAGACGGGAUGACCUCACAGCUGUAAGACACUGGACAAGCAUGUGUGUAUCUGUCCUGGCGGAUCUCUUCUGUAGAAAUGCUGCUCCUGGACGUGGGAGGUGUGUUCGGGUUGAGUGUGUGGUCUCUGGCUGUGUGUGUGACCGUCGUCAGCGUCCUGCUGGUCAACACUGAUCUGUUCCUGACUAAAGCACAGCAGUCUGCUCUGGACACACUGGCUAAUGCUGACCUGAAAACCACCACAGGGGCGGGGAGAUCUUUUAAAGCCAGCCACCUGUGGGAAAAGACCGGAGCAGUGAUCAUGGCUGUGAGGAGACCUGGAUGAUUUUUGUGCAGAGAGGAAGCCUCUGGGCUGUCCUCUCUGAAACCCCAGCUGGAUGUGUGUGGGGUUCCUCUGUAUGCCGUGGUCAAGGAGCACGUAGGGGCAGAGAUCGACUCUUUCAGACCCUUCUUCUGUGGAGAAAUCUUCCUGGAUGAAACGCGAUGUUUCUAUGGAAACAAGCCGAGGAAGAUGAUGGGGCUCGCCUUCGUCCGCGUAGGGGUGUGGCUGAACGUCCUACGUGCCUGGAGGAGGGGCUACGUGGGCAACAAUAUAGGGGAGGGGUUUAUACUUGGAGGCCUUUACGUGAUUGGACCAGGGGAUCAGGGUAUUCUAAUGGAGCACCAAGAGAAGGAGUUUGGGCAUACGGCAGAUCUCAGAUCCGUUCUAGAGGCUGUGAGCCGAGUCCAGAGAGCUGAAUAAAGCUCCCAGCACUGACCGCCGAUCGGCCCUGUGGAGCCCUCCGUGACAGGAAUGACCGCCAGACUCGCUUGUUCUUCGUGUGUAAAGCGUGUGUUGCUGUGUGACUGGAGAGUGUUAAUGACAGACUGGCUUUAAACUCUGUGGAGGAGCAGGCGGUCUCGACACCUCAGCACUCUGCAGUACUGCACCAGGCAGCAACACACGCACGCCACAGUCUGACAACGUUACCGGUGAAACGUUGGUGUUAAAGGGAUUUUUGAUCGUUUUCAGUGCUGACAAAUAAUGAAUACAAUAAAAGCCUCUCUCAAAACCUC